This is a messenger RNA of Mesocestoides corti, 396 nucleotides long. The record is from the annotation of a GenBank genome assembly. Lineage: Eukaryota; Metazoa; Platyhelminthes; Cestoda; Cyclophyllidea; Mesocestoididae.
AUGUCGACCAAUCCGGAACCCUUUCAGGCUGCCUCAACUCAAUCUAACAGUCAGCAGUUUCCCCAAAAUGUCUACAAUGUCCCGCCGACUCGCUACAAUUUUCUUCUCGUCUUUUUCACCGCCAUAAUGUUUGGAUUCGCCCAACUGAUUCUCUUAUCCUACCACCUCUACCUUCUGUCCUACAACCGGACCACACUUGAGGGCUUUCGUUCGCCAACAUUCCGUGGAAGUGGAGUGGACAAGCGCGGCUUCGAUGUCGGCUGGCUUCAGAAUUGCAGGGAUGUGUUUGGCGAAAAUUGCGGCCUCGCUCUCCUGCCAGUCUUCACGAGUCGCGGCAACGGCUACCAAUGGAAGCGCAGAGGACACAAGGCUUUCUCCUACCAGUCCCUCGAGUGA